Molecule: messenger RNA, 910 nt
Organism: Paramacrobiotus metropolitanus
Lineage: Eukaryota; Metazoa; Tardigrada; Eutardigrada; Parachela; Macrobiotidae
Product: probable glutathione S-transferase 7
Exons: 2
Coding region: 85-741 (218 amino acids)
Biological process (GO): glutathione metabolic process
Molecular function (GO): glutathione transferase activity
Source: RefSeq, a predicted model, not a curated record
GACGACUUGAUAGGCGUUAAGUAAUUCCUGUCAUAUAAAGCUGCGUUCGUAGACUACAUCUACAUCUGAACAGAAAAAACUAAAAUGCCUUCGCGGAUCAAAUUAGCAUUCUUUAACGUCCACCACAUCAGUGCGGAAAUCUCCCGCUGGAUUCUGCAUUAUGCCGGGCAGCAGUUCGAUGAUUUUCGUAUUGAAUUCGCGCAAUGGCCGUCGGUAAAACCGACCACCCCCGAAGGCACCGUGCCGUACAUGGAAAUCGCUACGCACGACAAGGAUCUGAAGGUCCUGUCGCAGAGUAUGGCUAUUGCUCGCUACUUAGCCAGGAUGUUUAAGGUGGCUGGCAAAGACAGCUGGCAGGAAGGGGAAGCGGACAGCAUCGUCGAUUACAUGUGGGAUGCGGCAGCCGAGUAUGAAGCCUGGAUCGACGCUCGAAUGGCUAAGAAAACUACCCAAGCCGAUGAAAUUAAAGAAAAAUACCGCAGUGCGACAUUACCACGUUAUGUGCGUGAUUUCGAGUGGAAGCUGGCUGAUAAUCAAGGUAACGGAUACCUGGUGGGCGAUGCACCUACCUGGGCGGAUUUCGCCGUGGUCAGCUUUCUGGAUGAAAUGAUUGCGCUCUACGGCGUCAACGUGUUGGACGGAUACAGUGGCUUACUGGCGUUGGUCGAGCGGGUGCACAAUUUACAAGGCAUCAAAGAAUAUUUGGCAGCGCGCCCUGGACGUCAUGUCUGUGACCUUUAGCUUAUCGGGCGAAGUUUUGCGUGCUUGGAGCAUUUACGGCACAUUUUGUUUUAGCGAUUGUGUCCGUGACCUUUUGUUUUUACUUAGACUACGUUCCGUGCAGAAUACGCAAUAAAAAUGUUGGUUCUUAAAUGUGUUCUUUCGGGGUACUAUUUUAUCGGUAAUGAAA